Molecule: messenger RNA, 1904 nt
Organism: Bicyclus anynana (squinting bush brown)
Lineage: Eukaryota; Metazoa; Arthropoda; Insecta; Lepidoptera; Nymphalidae
Exons: 4
Coding region: 135-860 (241 amino acids)
Source: RefSeq, a predicted model, not a curated record
AUUACGUGCGCCUAACAAAACAAUUAACCCUUAUUAGAACUUCCUAAUUUACUAGUUGGGUGAAAUAGUUUUACAGUUUAUUUUCGGACAUUUCGCGCGAAUUACGACUGGGGAAGGUAGUGAGUUUGGGAGAUAUGGACAAGGCAUACAAAUACGCCAAGUCGGCGAUAGUUAACUUCAAAUUGGACACAUGCUGCUGUUUUGCGCCUAUUCGGAUAGGUUUGCUGGUCAUUGGAUAUUUUAACAUAUUUAUAGCUUUACUCUCCCUGAUCGGGACAGCAGAUGGCGGCAUCACGCCGCCGCUCAUGGAAGUGCAGGACACGCUGCUAGAGGAGGAGGAGGUGUCCACCACCGCCGGCGUCGUGGCCUACGCGUGCGAGCUCGGCUUCAGCAUUGUCCUGCUGUGCGCUCUGUACAGAAACGACACCGUGUUACUGCGCGUGUACAUAUACUUCCUCAUGGUGACGAUCGUGACGUCAGUGCUCAUGUACUCCAUGGUCAUCGCGAAGGUCGCCGUGGUCACCAGGAUCCUCAUUAUAGGAAAUAUUGUAUUCAACGGCUACGUGAUAAUACUAGUAAGGAGUGCCAUAGUUGAAAUUAAAGAGAGACUGAAUUUAGAGAAAAAUGGCCACGUAGUGCUCUACUCUGUGGCCGCAGUUUCCCAUGACGUCGAUAGAAAUGUCAUAGAAAUGGAGCCCAUAGCAGAAAACGCCCACGACGAACCAAAAAUAGAGGAAAUUGUCGAAGAGGUCAAGAAUGAUGAAAAUGGCGAAGAAACAAAAACUACUGCAGAGGCAGAGAAACCCGCGAAAUUAGAAACCGUCAAUGAAAAUCUUAAGGAAGAACAGCCUGUACAUUAGACAUGUUACUAAUAUAAUUAAAUUUUUAAAAAAUUAAUCAUUAAUAGACUCCGCGCCACGAAUUGACAGCGCCUUACACGACAUUACGACCACAGACCACAAAUGAAGCAGACCUCUGACUCAGAACAAAGCUUUGUGCUGGUUAGAAAUUUUGUAUGUGUGUAUAAAAAUGUCAUUCAUAAAAUUCUCGGACCUCUCUUUUACACUUGGGAAAAAAUUAAAUGUGGGGGGAAAGUCCUAUCUCUUUCUAAUUCAACACAUGCAUAUAAAUCGUAGUAAAAUUAGGGAUGUGCAAAAAUCGUAAUUAGAGAAAUUAGUGCUGAACACACACACUUGUUGAAGAUUUUUUAAUGUACCGAUUUUAGAAAUUUCCGGUUUUCUCUUACACUACUAGUGCACCUAAAUUUAUAUUUACUUGUUAGAUUUUAAGGAAAAGAAAAGCCUUUAAUAUAUUUAAAUCUAUUUAUUUUGUUAUUGUCUGUUAAUUGUGUAGUGACUCUACCACCGGUUCAGAAGGCAGAUUCUACUAAGAGCCGGCAAGAAACUCAGUGGUUGCUAUUUAAAAAAAAACAUUAUUUACAAUUGUAAUUAUCAUUCACAAUCCCCAAAAUUACAAAUAUUGUGUACAUACAAAUUUUAGGCUGGUGGAAAAUCACUUACAUAUUGUUUUUCUAUAACAUUAUGAGGAUUCAAUAAACAAAUAAAUUUGAGACAGAACAGUGUAACAGAAUCAACAUAAUAUUCUUAGUUCUUUACUAUUUUUUUUUUUUACUUGACUUUGUAAAUUAUUAAUUAUAAAACAAUCAUUUUAACUUAAGUAUAAUAGGCAACCUUUUUAUAAUGUGUCUCUGUAAAUAUUAUUUAUCAUCACUAAAAACAUAUGAGGGUAUAUAUUUCUAAUGCCGGAUCAGAGACCAUUAUAAUAAAAAUAAGUAAGUGUAAGUAAGGUUACCUAAAAACCUAAUUAAAAUUAUGUAAUUUAUUGUCAUACAAAACAAAGAUUGUGAGUUUUGCAAAAUUAUAGUUUUAAAAACAAUAAAAACA